Psilocybe cubensis is the source of this 876-nucleotide messenger RNA. RefSeq lists its product as uncharacterized. Bases 1 to 876 code for a protein of 291 amino acids. NCBI's taxonomy places the organism in Eukaryota, Fungi, Basidiomycota, Agaricomycetes, Agaricales, Agrocybaceae. Gene Ontology annotation, molecular function: peroxidase activity. The transcript has 4 exons. The record is from RefSeq and is a predicted model, not a curated record.
AUGUUUCUCAUAACACCUAUCGUCAAUACUCUUCAGAACAUUGUCGUAUUUACUUAUGAUUUCGGGUUAACGACAGCCAACCUCAUCAUUCCGAGCCGAAAGGUUGGACAUGUUACUCCGGAGGGGCAUCCAGGAGCAGGAGGUAAAUGGCCUGAGUACAUUGCUCCCAAGGAGGGUGAUAGUCGAUGCUCUUGCCCUGCCUUGAACGCAAUGGCCAACCAUGGCAUCCUUCCUCACGAUGGUAAAAAUAUCAAGUUCAGCGAAUUGGGACCGAAGAUCCGGACAACGUACAACUUCGCCUCGACAUUCUGUUUCUUCGUCCCUAAUUUUGCUGCGAAUAUGUUGAACAAAAGUUACAGCAAAGAUACUUUCGAUCUUUCAGAACUGGACCUCCAUAGCGAUAAAGGCAUUGAACAUGAUGCGUCGCUGACUCGGGAAGAUAGUGCACUUGUUCCUGAUCAAUCAAAGCCUCAUCUCCAAUACGUCAAAGAGCUCCUAGCACUCGCUACUAAGAAGGAUAAGGACGGAAAUCUCAUUCUUACUACUAAGGAGUUAUCUGAAUAUACGGCAAAACGACGCGUUGAUUCCAAAGAAUCUAACCCCCAAUAUACGUCCAGUUUCUUCCACAACAUGUUUGGCUGCGCAAACUCAUCCACAAUGCUCACCAUUUUUGGAGGCCGCGUCUCUGAUCUCGAAACCCUUCUAACUGAGGAACGUUUACCUGAUGGAUGGGAGUCGCGGGUCAGGAAGCGACUGGGCUUGACGUUCGCGUCAUUCAAUAGCACAGUCUUGAAGGUCGCCCUCGGAAUCAACGAGAAGAAGUAUAAAGAGUCAAUUGCUGCUAAGCCUGCUUCGGAAGAAACAUCGCCUGCAUGA